Messenger RNA from Daphnia magna, 2575 nucleotides. Its product is annotated as mitoferrin-1. Gene Ontology annotation, cellular component: mitochondrial membrane. Gene Ontology annotation, biological process: iron import into the mitochondrion. Bases 182 to 1303 code for a protein of 373 amino acids. NCBI's taxonomy places the organism in Eukaryota, Metazoa, Arthropoda, Branchiopoda, Diplostraca, Daphniidae. Gene Ontology annotation, molecular function: ferrous iron transmembrane transporter activity. The transcript is spliced from 6 exons. The record is from RefSeq and is a predicted model, not a curated record.
UUCACUGCCCAGCGAGUCGUAUAGAAUUGGGACUUGGGAGUGAAACAACGAAUUAAGGAGAGUAGAAGAGGGACCAUCGAAGGACUAGAAGAAGCUCAUAUCAUUUGAUCGUCUGCUCCCGAUGACUAACCAUAGAAGUUAAUUUCAUCCCGCUCAUUCCAGUGUUUAUCCUACGUAAAAAAUGGCUGAAUUCGAUGAGUACGAGUCUUUGCCUACCUCGAACUCCACUACACACAUGAUUGCAGGUUCCAUGGCUGGAAUUUUAGAACAUUGUGUGAUGUAUCCAAUUGACUCCGUUAAGACGCGUUUACAAAGUCUCGUAAGCGCCAAUCGAAGCCUCGGAUCGGUGCUCGUGACCAUGAUCAGGGACGAAGGAGCGAUGAGACCUCUGCGUGGCAUCGGGGCCACGGUAGCCGGUGCUGGACCAGCUCACGCCUUGUAUUUUGCCGCAUAUGAGAAAUUGAAAGUUGGUUUUACAUCGACCGGCUCAGCACAUCAUAAUUACUUGGCCCAGGGAGCAGCUGCCUCCGCUGCGACUGUACUACAUGAUGGAAUUAUGACACCAGCGGAAGUGGUGAAGCAGCGAUUACAGAUGUACAACAGCCCCUUCCGAUCUAUGACUGAGUGUGCUAUAAAAGUCUACCGCUCUGAAGGACUUUCUGCUUUCUACCGUUCUUACGGUACGCAGCUAGCCAUGAACGUACCUUUCCAAUGCGUGCACUUCAUAGUUUAUGAGGCUAUGCAAAAUGCCACCAACCCAGAACGCACCUAUAACCCCAUGGGUCACGUCGUCUCCGGCGGAGUUUCAGGAGCUCUAGCAGCAGCCCUAACCACUCCGCUUGACGUCUGCAAAACUCUGCUGAAUACUCAGGAAGCUGAGGUUCUACAGCGGGCGCAGAAGACACAAAUCAGCGGGUUUUUCAACGCUGCCAAAAUGGUUUAUCGGCUGGGUGGCGUGGGAGGCUUUUUCCAGGGCUUGCAAGCACGCGUACUAUUCCAAGUACCCUCGACGGCCAUUUGCUGGUCCGUGUAUGAAUUUUUCAAAUACUUUUUGACUAAGAACGGCCUCAGUGACGGGGGUGAUGGUGAUAAAGUGACGUAUGAAAAGCAAGACACAAGAAUGAGCGGAGGGUCAGGAGCAGGUUACCCGAUCAACUCGUUGAACGACAUUUCAUCAAACAGCGCUAUCGUUGGUGGUGUGACUUUGGGAGCCGGUCACGUCCUAAUGAAAGAGGACCUACUUCCUACCGGAUCCGCCGCAAGUUCGGCGCUAUCAGCCGCCCGUGCCUUGGGUGCUGUGUGAAUGUUUCCACCCCCUAUGUUACAUUUGACAACAACAACAACAAAAAGUAGAAUAAGAAAUUCAAACAGAUCGGGAAGCAUCCCACCCACCCAAUCUUUAGAUAUCCUCUCAUUUUCGUUUCUUUCUCUAUUCGACAACCUUAAUUUCGGAUCUUUCUUGGAACCAUUUUUUUUUUUUUUUUUUUGCUUUAUCACAUAUUCAGUUAAUCAGUUCGUAGGAUCACCUUAACGCAUCGUUAUUCGUUAAUUUUUUUUUUCGCAGUUCGUAGCAUCUCUUUUGUUUAUCUUCUUCGUUUUCCCUAUUCUUCUAGGUUUUAUCCAUUUCCGAUGCAGCUGUUGCCUCGGUGGGGUGAUUAGCCUUAAGAUGAGGCAAUCCUUCAGAUCUGAGUCUUCUAGUCUGUGAUGUCACUUUUCCUUUAUGCCCGCUUUACUUUUUAGACGUUACCAGUAACCAAUACAGGGUCGUCCAAAAGGAAGCGAAGAAAUAAUAAUUCUAUUCCCCCCCCCCCUUUUUUUUAUCUGCCAGUCCUACAAUCUCUCUUCAAAUAACCUCAAGCCUUCCGUGCAGAAAGCAACGAUGAAGCUAUUUUCUAUCACAGUGAUAGUGUUUUCGAAUUGGAACUAACCAAAUUACGAAGGAAAAGAAACUUUUUUUUUUUUUUUUUUGUCCUAAAGAAAAACUGCACAAAAGAUGGCGCUUGAGUUCCAGAGUGAACUAAGUUUGCCAUCGUUAAAAUGGUGCGGAUUUUUUUUUUUUUCCUAGCCUUUAGAUUGCAGAUAUUUCCCCCUUUGAACGUUAUCCUUUUAUUUGGGUUUUCUGGGUUCUUUUUUUUAAUUGUUUCUUCUUUCCUCACAUCCUAGAUGAUGUAGAGAGCGAGAGACAUUGAAGAAAACCAUAGAUUUACUUUAUGGAUACUGCGAACGGAAUCAUCUUUUUUCCCCUACGCCCUUAAGCCUCCUGUCGCUCGAUUAUUGUCAAUACCCAGUGAAGGUUUACUAAAAUUGAUGUUCUUCAGAAGGUUGGGGCACUACAUUUAUGCGUAGUGUUGAUGCCAAUGUAAAAAAUAAAAAAAAAAAGGAUAGAGAAAUCAGCAAAAUAAAUAAAUGAAACAAACAAAAAAUGGAAUCGAUUUCUACUAGUAAGGUUGGUUUGAGUACUAUUUUGGCUAGUUACCUACGCUACUAUGUAAUAAAGAGAAUUACGGCCGCCCAAAUGGCUCGUGUCGUAUAAACGUUUGAUUGUAUCAAUAAACACUUGAUCCUUGGGACUAAA